CUGAAAUCAAGCCACAAGCAUUGAUUCUUUUUAAAUGGAGGAGGCCAUGGCCAGUCCAGUGCGGGUCCACCCAGACAGUGCCCUGCUGCAACCACCCCGCUCCAGCUCUGCUUUCUCCGAGGACUCCCUGGCUCUUCUGAAAAGAGAAGAGGGGGUACUGGAGGCUAUGGAGCUAGCAGACAGUAAACCACGACCGGAUGCUUCUGAGCGGGGACUCCCGGGACUCUACCUGUCUUGCUUUGACAUGCUGUUCACGGAGGAUGCAGCCUGGCUGGUGAGGGUUGCAGAUUCCUCCACUUCGGUUGCUGCUGGACCUCGCCCAGAGUCUUGUCUGGAGCCAGAGCAGUGCCCCGUUAUUGAUAGCCCUGGGUUAGGGGCUGCGCCACUGUCGCCCAGUCUGGAUGACCAGGUUGAGGAGAGGUCUUUGGAGCAAGUGCAGAGCUUGGUGGUGGGAGAAGUACUGAAGGACAUUGAGACAGCCUGCAAACUACUGAACAUCACACCAGACCCAGUGGAGUGGAGCUGCGGGAACGUUCAGAAGUGGCUCCUGUGGACCGAGCAUCUGUACCGACUCCCCCAGGUGGGCAAAGCAUUCCAGGACCUUGAUGGGAAAGACCUGUGCACCUUGACCGAGGAUGACUUUCGGCACCGCUCACCACAGUGCGGCGACACUCUCUUUGCACACCUAGACAUAUGGAAAUCAGCUGCCUGGAUGAAGGAGAGAUGUUCAGUAGAAGAGAGCAGGGUUACGGAGGGACAAGAGCUGUGGUCAGAAGCAGACUCCUCCUGCUCUGGUCAGCCCAUCCACCUCUGGCAGUUCCUCCGUGAGCUCCUCCUCAAGCCACACAGCUACGGCCGUUGCAUCCGCUGGCUCAACAAAGAGAAAGGCAUCUUCAAAAUAGAAGACUCUGCUCAUGUAGCAAGACUCUGGGGUCUAAGGAAGAACCGGCCAGCAAUGAAUUACGACAAGUUGAGUCGCUCCAUCCGGCAGUACUACAAGAAGGGCAUCAUCCGCAAGCCAGAUGUGUCUCAGAGACUGGUGUAUCAGUUUGUCCACCCAGUAUGA
Messenger RNA from Electrophorus electricus (electric eel), 1066 nucleotides. NCBI's taxonomy places the organism in Eukaryota, Metazoa, Chordata, Actinopteri, Gymnotiformes, Gymnotidae. The record is from RefSeq and is a predicted model, not a curated record.